This is a messenger RNA of Dibothriocephalus latus, 957 nucleotides long. The record is from the annotation of a GenBank genome assembly. Lineage: Eukaryota; Metazoa; Platyhelminthes; Cestoda; Diphyllobothriidea; Diphyllobothriidae.
UUGAACGAAAUAGACCUUACAGCACCAGAUCUAGAUGUCGAGACUUUGUGGAGCCGCCUGUCAAAAGAAGAAAAACGCGAAUUCCACAGACAACUGGCUAAUGGUACAAUUUAUUCGUCCAUUCCUCUUUGGACGCCGUGGUGGCAUCCGUCCGCCAAGGACCUCAUAACCUCCUUCCCCGACGACUGUAUCGAAAGUGCCGACCAUUCAGUCUUGCGCCCAGUGAAACAACUCUCUAAACUCUUGUCCUCCGCGCCGCAUCCAUCAAUUAUCUAUUCAAUGGCCGAAGUUCUCUUAGGGUUCACGUUGACAGCCAGGUACUUCAACGGUGACUACCUGCAGGAUAUGUAUUUGGAGUCAGCUGACUUCCUCCUCAAGCUCGUGAGCUGCCUGGCCGCUCCACAGAUGCCGCAGUCUGACAUGUUCAAGUGUCAGACAGACAGAACACGUAUAGUCGGGGAGACUUCCGUAACAGCACCCAUCUUUUCCAACUUUGAAGAGGUGUUGGCCUUCUUCCAGUCUCGUUUGGCCGAGAAUCGUCUCGCCUGCUCUUCUUCCACGAUUGUCCUAUCGACAGAUGAUUUGCACUGUUUGUUGGGGAAACUUGGACUUGCACAGCGCGCUCUUUCCGAAAUCGAGGAACUUCUGGAAAAGGCCAGGUCAAAAAAGUCAAAGGCAAGAGUACUGCAGUUUGCCCUCCGAAAAGUCACAUUUUUGCGAGCCUGUCUGGGGGAGCAAGAUGCCUCGGCAAAGAAUUGGCUGAGGGAGGCCCUGCCUCGCUUGCAACAGGAGAUUGCAGCAUCGCUUUGUGGUCAGGCCAUGCGCGUUGAGAUGGAGAAUAAAACCAAAAAUCACAAUCAGCCCAUACGCCCCUCCGCUUUACCCGACUGGCGUAACAUCCUCCGGUCAAAAAUGCCCCAAAAACUAUUCUUGGAAUGCAUGUCUCCGCCUGUCUAG